GUAAACAAUAGGCAUAACUACGGCUGUGUAAACGAAACAUCUGUACUCUAAGUAAAAAUAAGUGCGCACAACCUUGUUUUAUGGAUCCGAGAUCACAAUUUAUAUUUUCUACUGCUCAAACAUAUUUCCAGCUGGACAGCAUAAAUUUGAAUGAGCUUGAAAAUGAACGACAUGUCAGUAGUUUUUUAGAUUGCCUAAAUAUUUUUACUCUUGCUUGCUACCUCGGAAAAAACGGAAGUUUAUUGUUCUUUAAUGAGAUUGUACAUCAUGACAAUACAAAACAAAUGCUCGUGUUUGUCAAAUUACAACCAACCUACUUAAAUGAGAAAAAUUAUAAAACAAACGUUAUGGUUUGUUCAAUUCCUGGUUCUCCAGUUCUUAGUUUCUACACAUCUAUCAGCAAAUUAUUCGCGCCUUUGUUACUAAAAGGUGAUGAUAAAUCAAUGUUACAAGACCCAAAGAUACAGAUAGCUCUGACGAAUCUGGCUGCCGGACUGUCUUCCAUCGUUAGCGAGGGUGAUGGCUCCGAAAACAUGACAAAUAUUUUCACACUCACGGAUGAAGUUAAUUAUUGGCGCAAUAAAUCAAGAUGCUGUUCGAAUAAUAAUGUAGAUGAGAUGAAGCAGUGUGAGCUUUUUGCAUCCCUUCUUGAAAGUCCAGCCAAAGAAUGCAAUCGUAUUGAGUCUUUAUCUCAAUCAGCCUUGGAUUCAAAUAUUGACUCAUUGGGAUUGUCUAUUCAUUGUGCUAAUUCCACUCAAAAACAGCCUUCUUUUGGAGUUUUCCUAACAGAUUUAAUUGACAUUCUUGACUCGCUUUUGAUAGAUACGUUGGAUGAACUAUGGAGGUGCACUGAUCCACGGGUAAAACAACCUUAUCCAGAGCACAGGAUGAGCCGACUUAUUGAAAGUUUGAGUUACUGGACAAUACGCAUGAUCCAAGGUUUUCUGGGAAAUGUUCAGACGUUAUCAGAGAAAGCAAAAAUAACCAUCUCAAGUUUAUGGACGUUGCCUUUUGACGAAGUUAAACAGGCUAUUCAGCUAAGCAUUGAAGCAUGCGAACGAUGGAUAAAAUCUACUGAUUUAUUAACUCAACAAUUAUGGCCACGUUAUACACCACAUCCAUGGAAUGGUCCGUUACCAAAUUUGGCAUAUCUAAUCCAGUUUAAAAAUCGAUUGAAUGAAAUACUUAACUUACGAGGUUUAUAUGAACAAUUAUAUUAUUUUACAACACCCAUUGAACAUAAUCAAUUCAACAUGGAUUCUGGAUUACAUAAUAUUAUGUUUAAUACAUUAGAAUUUGACAAUCUUAAACAAGAGACAAUAUCACCAUUAUUAAAACAAUUUAUUAAUCCAUUAGCAUAUAAUCCUUAUACAAUUGAACAAUGGCAAUCUGUUAUACAAUUAAUUGAUAUACGUCUUCAACCAAUUGAAGAAUGUGCAAUUAAUAGAUUUCGAACAAAAUUACUAAGUUUAUCAAAUAAAGUUGAUUCUUCUGGUGUUACUUAUCCCAGUCGAACUGUUGCAAAUCAAAUUUUGAUGGAAUUCCAGAAAUUUCAAUAUUUAAUUCAUCGUCCAAUUGCUGCAAAAAUUUUACAGUCAGAAAGAGAAUUACUUCUUGGUUAUUUGGAAGUUUCAUUGAAAGAGUUUCAUGAAGAAUUUCUAGCUAAAUCAAAUACUGCUAACUCAAAUCCACAUUAUCAUCAAGAACAAUCACACAAAAAAUCUUCAACAAUUGUAGUUAGGAAUAUUUCUGAUUGUAUAAAUCAAAUGCUUUGGGGAGGACAGAUGAAAUGUCGUAUACAAGAGGAAUUUACACUUGUAAAAUUUCUGUUGUCUGAUUUACAACGUUUCAGUGUAUAUGAACAGCAAGCGCUGAGCUUAAUUGAACAAAUUGAAGACUGGCACAAUGAACAAUUUCAAGCAUGGUCGCGUGAUAGACUCUUAUCACUUUCGACAACAAAGGAAUCAAAUCAAUCCUCAUUAGCAUUUGAUCCAAAUGGUCCUCUGUUGAAUCUAUCUACAGUUGAUGGUCAUUUAGAAGUCGGAUUCCCAGACGGUUUAGUGCAGUUACAACGAGAAGUGAAACUAUUGUCUGGAUUAGGCUAUCCGAUACCUUAUAAACUAAUACAAGCUACAAAUGAAGCUGAAAAGAUAUCACAAUAUGCAGUAAUGUUGAGACAGGUAGCUCAUUUCUAUAAUUCUAUUGAUAGCGAAAUGUUACCAUUUCAAAAACCUUUAAUGCUUAAUUCAGCAUUAGCAUUUGAACGUCUAAUUAAAUCAUAUAAUUGUAAACAAAAUUUCACUAAAGAAAAUUUAUUAAAUUCAAUUACAUGGGAUCAAACAGAACAAGUACAACAAUAUAUUCAACAAUUACAACAAGCAACUCAACAAUUAAUCAGUGAAAAUCGUCGUCUACGUAAAGUACAUUAUAUGCUCAUAGAAAGAAUUAUCAAACUAUUGGAUAUUGAUUUACUACGUAAUCAAUCUAAAUGGAGAAAUGAAUUGAAUGAAAUGCGAUAUCAAUUAUCUGAAAUUGCUACCAAUGGUGGCUAUCCAGCUAAUCAUAUGGCACCAUGGAGAGCAUUUCUAGAUCAUCAAUUAUACAAAGUAUUGGAAUAUCAAUAUAGAAGAGGAUUAGAAGAAAUUAGUGAACGAAUGCCUGAAAUGCGUAUUGAUAUGGUUUAUAUACAAUCAUGUUUAGCAUUUCGACCACCAUUUGAAGAAAUAAAAGCUAAAUACUAUCGUGAAUUAAAAAAGUUCAUUUGUAUUCCGAACAAUUUUCGUGGAUUCAAUGAAUUUAUUCCAUCUGUUGGUACAGAUAGUACGUCUACUACUUCCAUAUCUAAUAUGAAUAAACAUAUAUUCUCAUGUAUAAUUGAUAAUCAAGAAAGUGGCUUACGUAUAUGCUAUAAAAAAGCUGAAUUCUUAUUUACUCGACUAUUUGGUAGUUUAGAACAAUUUCAAGAUUGGGUUAUAUUAGGUAGUUUAAAUUUAGACGAUUUUGUGGAUUUACAUUGUCGUGAUUUGGAUGAUUAUGAAAGGAAUUUCAAGGCUCUGAAAAUACGUAGUCGUGAUAUAGAAAAAUUGCCAAAUGAAAUACGAAUUGAUUGUAUUAUAGUGAAUUGUUUACCAGUUAAAACAGCUAUUAACAGUUUACUUCAGAAUUUAUUCGACACAUUACAAAAUUGUCUACGUAGAUCAAUUCAUGUUGAUUUAGUAGCUGCAGAUGGAUUUUUAACAGAUUCGUUAGAAAAGCUUUCCAGCCGACCUCAAACAAUUGAUGAAUUGAUUGCAGCUAAAUCACAAUACAAUGAGUACAGUAAAACAAUCAAUUAUUUAAAUGAUCAAAUUCAAUGUGCUGAAAGAAAAAAUCAACUACUUUGUACAGUAUCCGGUAAUGGUGUUACAACUAUAGCUGCAGUAAAAACGAAAUGGGAAAAAUUCAAUGCAAUGAUGGAAAGUUUCCAACUUAUGAUGAAUGAACAAUUAGAAAUUUUAAAGUUAAAUGUUAUCAAUGAAACAAAUGUUUAUUUUAAUAAUUUGGAACGUUUUAAAAAUCGUUGGAAUCAAUUUAAACCAGGCAAAAAUGUAUUAGAUUCUAAUAAUAAUGAAUUAUGUCUAUCUGCUGUAACAAUGAUCAAAGAAUAUGAAACUGAAUUUCGUGAAUUUGAAUUGAUACGUCAAAAGUUAAUACGUGAUUAUGAGUAUUUUGAUAUGCCUAAACCAGAAUUUUCAUUGGUUACUGAAUUAGCCAAUGAUUUAAAUGAAUAUUCACUUAUGUGGUUAGAAUAUGAUAAUUUUUCUAAGGAACUUCAAAACUAUGCCAAAGAAGAUUGGAUAUCAUUUAAAUCACGUUAUUAUGUAUUUGAAGAAUUUCUAACAGAAUGGUCUAAUAAACUUCGUUCUUUACAACCAACUCCAAUGACUGUUCGAUUACAAAAAGAAAUUGGUGGAUUUAUGGAUCUUAUACCUGUAUUGAAAUGGUUAAAAGGUGAUCAUCUAACUAGAGAUCAUUGGUUUGAAUUAUUUCGUUUAAUUGGAUUAUCGAAAGAAUUAAAAUUAGAAAAUUUAUUAUUUGGUGAUUUUUUUCCAAUUAUAUCUAAUAUAAUUAGUCAAUCUGAUAAGCUAAAAUCUCUUUCACAACGUGCACAAGCUGAAAUUGUUGUUAGAGAAGCUUUACAAGAAUUAGAUUUAUGGGGUUCUGGUACUACAUUCACACUAACUGAAUAUAUAGAUAGUUCUGGACAAAUUGUGUACUUGGUAAAAGAUUGGAAAGAAAUUGUUAGUCAGGUUGGUGAUAAUCUGGCUUUAUUGGCUUCAUUACAAGAUUCUCCAUAUAUUGAUAAUUUUUUGGAUAGAUCCAAUGCUUGGGUACAGCGUUUAACUGACUUGGAUUAUUGUUUGAAUAGAUUUCAAUUAGUACAACGUAAAUGGGUUUACUUAGAACCAAUUAUGGGCCGUGGUGCAUUGCCAAAAGAAACUGCACGAUAUGCACAAAUCGAUGAAGAAUUUCGUAAACUAAUUGGUUAUUUGAAAGUAGAUAAUCGUGUUAUUAGUUUAGUUAAUGGUAUGAAAGGUAAAGCUUUGAAGGAUACAUUAAAUAAUUUACAGGAACAAUUAACUCGUUGUCAACGUGCAUUAAAUGAAUAUUUAGAAGAAAAACGUAGUAGAUUUCCACGUUUUUAUUUUCUUGGUGAUGAUGAUUUAUUAGAAAUAUUAGAAAUUAUUUCAAGGAAUACAUUCAGUGCAAUUCAAAAACCAUCAUCAUCCCAUCAACAACAACAACAACAACGAGAUCAUAAUCAAAAUACUGAAGAUUUAAAAAUGGAUCCAAAUAAAUUAUCAACAAAUAUUAUGGCAAUAUGUUCAUCUGAAGGUGAAAUUAUCCAAUUACAAAAAUCAGUUCAAUUAACCAAUGAAAUUGAAAUUUGCCUUGAAAAAUUAACCAAUCAAAUGAAAGUAACAUUAAAUGAAUUAUUAGUUCAAUGUUUCAAUGAUAAAUAUUCAAUGGAAAAUCAACAUCAUCAAUAUAACUUUAAUUCAAAUAAAUAUCCUGAACAAAUUUUAAUAUUAUCAGAAGCAAUUCAUUUUUGUAAAAAUGUUGAAAAUGCAUUAAAUUGUGGUGAAUUAUAUCGACUUAAAAAGGAUUUACAGUCUCAAUUAGCUAUGUAUACUUCAGCUAAACAACAAAAGAAUAUGAAAACAAAUGAACAUUGUACAAAUUCACAAGAAUCAAAUGCCCAGUAUUCAACUCAUUCACGUUUACAAUCUUGUAAAUUAAGCUCAUUAAUAUUAGAUAAAAUACAUUCAAUUGAUAUAAUUGAUCAAUUGAUUCGAAAUGGUGCAGUUAGCCCAAAAGAUUGGAUAUGGCAACGUCAAUUACGAUUUUAUAAUAAUCAGAAUCAGAAUUCCGUGUAUAACUAUACAACUAAAAUAAAAAAUGAUAAUAAUAAUUCAAUGAAAACAUCUAUAUGUAUGGCUGAUGCAGAAUUCUUAUAUACUUUUGAAUAUCAAGGCAAUUCACCACGUCUAGUGCAUACUCCAUUAACUGAUAAAUGUUAUUUAACUUUGACACAAGCUAUGCGUAUGGGUUUAGGUGGUAAUCCUUAUGGUCCAGCUGGUACUGGUAAAACAGAAUCUGUGAAAGCUCUUGGUUCUAUGAUGGGUCGUCAGGUUCUUGUUUUCAAUUGUGAUGAAGGUAUUGAUUUACGUUCUAUGACGAGAAUUUUUGUUGGAAUAGUAAAAUGUGGUGCUUGGGGUUGUUUCGAUGAAUUUAAUCGAUUAGAAGAAUCUGUUCUAUCUGCUAUUUCAAUGCAAAUUCAGAUUAUUCAAGAUGCAUUGAAAUGUGGCACACCACAAAUCAAUCUACUAGGUCGUACUACUAAUGUUGACCCUAAUUCUGGGUUAUUCAUCACAUUAAAUCCCAUCGCUAAAGGAUAUGGCGGACGUCAAAAAUUACCAGAUAACUUGAAACAGUUAUUUCGACCAGUUUCAAUGACAAAACCAGAUAUUGAUUUGAUAGCUGAAAUGAUUUUAUUUUCUGAAGGAUUUUCCAAUGCUCAAAUAUUAAGUCGUAAACUAGUGUCUGUUUUCUCAUUAGCAAAACAACUUCUCUCAGUACAACAACAUUAUGAUUGGGGUUUGAGAGCAUUAAAAACUGUCUUACAUUGUGCUGGAACACUUUUACAUAUUGAUAAACAAAAUUCAAAUGAAUUGAAUAACCAUCAUGAAACAAAAGAUCAACAACAUUCUUAUGAAUAUGAAGCACAAUUUAUAAUACAAGCAAUUAAAACAAAUACAUUAGCUAAAUUAACAAAUUCUGAUGCUAAACAAUUUGAAAAUCUCAUUAGAGAUGUAUUUCCUGAUUUGUGUCUACAUAAUAAACAGUUUAAAAAUCAGGAAUUAACCAAACUCAUUGAUUCAAUACAUUCAGUAGUAAGAGAACAUAAUAUGAUAUUAGUAGAAGCCCAGAUUCGAAAAGCUAUCGAAUUAUAUGAACAAUUAUCACAACGUAUGGGUGUUGUGUUAGUUGGACCAUGUGGUUCUGGGAAAUCAACAAUUUUAAAUUUAUUACGUUUAGCAUUGAAUAAAAUGGGAAUAUCAAUACGUUCACAUAUAUUUAAUCCUAAAUCAAUGUUACGUGUACAGUUACUUGGUCAAAUUGAAGCAGAUACUAGAGAAUGGACAGAUGGUGUACUUACGCAUAGUGCAAGAUGUGUUGUUAAAGAAUGUAUGGAUCAAAAAUGUUGGGUUAUAGCUGAUGGUGAUAUUGAUCCUGAAUGGAUUGAAUCAUUAAAUUCUGUAUUAGAUGAUAAUCAUUUAUUAACAUUACCAAAUGGUGAACGUAUACAAUUUGAUACAAAUGUAAAUUUUCUAUUUGAAACACAUGAAUUAAUUCAUGCAAGUCCAGCUACUAUAUCAAGAAUGGGUGUUGUAUAUGUAAGUGAUGAAGCUACUAAUUCACAUGCAUUUGUUGAAGCAUGGUUAAUGAAUCAACCAGAAAUGGAACAAAAUCAACUGAAAUAUUUAAUAGAUUCAGUAUUUUACAAAUGUUUAGAAUGGGUCUAUCAAAAGAAUGAAUUUAUCGUUGAUACUAGUCCGGCUGCCAUAAUAUUUACUGGUCUUUCUCAUCUAGUUGGUGCAAUUACACCAGCGUUGUUUACUGUAGGGUUAAUACGUGGAUUAGGUGCAAAUCUUACAGAAUCUGCGCGUAAUGAAUUAGCUAUCAAAGUAUAUGAAGCUACAGGAGAAAAUCCACCUGAUAUAACUAGACCUUUAGAUGUACAGGUGGACCCAAAUAAUCCAAAUCGCUUAAUUUCAUAUUCGAUAGAAACUAGUGUUGUAAUACUUGGUAAAUCUAUCCCACAUUCCACUGGGUGUAAUUCCCGAUAUUCUGAAAUACCAUUAAAUAUAUGCAUUGAAGAUCCAGUCAUAGCAAAUGCAAUAGCUGAUAGCUUAACUUCUGGUCGUCCACCAUUAGUUUUAACACCUGAUGUCAGACGAUCUAUUGAUGCAUUCCGUUGCUGGUUAAAUAAUUCACUGUCGAAACAGUCAUUUUUAUUAGUUGGUCCUGAAGGAUGCGGUAAAACUCUUCUAUUAGAUUAUUGUUUUGCUACAUUAUCUCAAUCAAUUCAUGUCGUCACUGUUCAAUGUUCAGCUCAAACAACACCAAAUCAUAUUUUAGAUAAAUUAAUGCAAUAUUGUAUUUGUGUUAUAAGUACAACUUCAAAAAUGUCUAGUGGACGUGUAUUACGUCCUAAAGAAGGUGAUCAACUUAUUUUAUACUUACGUGAUCUUAAUCUACCUAAACCAGAUAAAUGGGGAUCAUGUCAAUUAAUUGCAUUUUUACAACAAAUACUUACUUAUCAAGGAUAUUAUGAUCCAACCAGUUUAGAAUUUAUUAGUAUUGAAGGAAUUCAGUUUGUUUGCAGUUUUACACCAUCAACCACAUCAAUAGGACUUGGACGUUAUUCCUUAUCGAAAAGAUUCACAUCGGCUUUACGUUUAACUGUGAUAAACUAUCCUGAUAAAGAUCAGUUGGUUAAUAUAUAUGCUUGUUUAUUACAAGCUAUCAUUGUUUCUAAAUUACAAGCAAAUAACCAAUCAUUUGGUUCAAAACAAUUAAAUCAUGAUGAUGGGAUGAAACAUAAUACUUAUAAAACAAUUUUUAAUCCAGCUAGAAUACAUAAUAUGUCUACUAUAAUGAUUCAAAUAUUAUCUGAACUACAACAUAAUUUUCGCGCUGAUGAAUAUGCUCAUUGUGUAUUUACACCUCAUUUAUUAACUCAGUGGGUAACUGGAUUAUUGCGCUACGAUUUAAAUAUAUCAGUCAAUUAUAUCUGGGCAGUAUUCGGUUAUGAAGCAAAACGUUUAUUUCGUGAUUGUUUGCCCGGUGAAAAUGCACGUCAUCAAUUCGAUGUAUUAUUCAAUAAGAUUUUAUGCAGUUUGGGAAUUAUCAAAUGA
This is a messenger RNA of Schistosoma guineensis, 8462 nucleotides long. The record is from the annotation of a GenBank genome assembly. Lineage: Eukaryota; Metazoa; Platyhelminthes; Trematoda; Strigeidida; Schistosomatidae.